Messenger RNA from Westerdykella ornata, 821 nucleotides. RefSeq lists its product as uncharacterized. Lineage: Eukaryota; Fungi; Ascomycota; Dothideomycetes; Pleosporales; Sporormiaceae. The record is from RefSeq and is a predicted model, not a curated record. Bases 16 to 489 code for a protein of 157 amino acids. The transcript is spliced from 2 exons.
UAAAGUGUUGAGUUCAUGUUGAUUCAAAAAGCCGCAACGGUAGGCCAAACCAAUCUAUCAAGGGUAUCUCUCACGCCCUACCCUAGGGCAACAAUCACUGCGCCAUGCAUACCCGCCGCUCGAAGCACAAUUCCCCAAAAAAACAACGCCCAUUCCCACAUCCAAAAUCAUACACCCAGAAAAACAGAGUCAAAGAAAUUCAAUCAUCCCGGUAUCCUCAACCUCCGAACCCAGCCCACCACCGAACCCAACCCGAGCAUCCCCUCCAUCCCCCCCUCCGGCCCAUCCCUCCGCGUCUUGCCCCCGAAACCACUACUCUCACAAGAACAAGAGCUUCCCAGUGGCAACGACUCCUUCACAUCCACCGCAUCUACUCGUUUCCGAGACGCGAAAAACCUGCCUGAGAGGCGAGCGGAACGGGAGGUGUGGGACGGCCGGCGUUCGGAUGGUGUAGAGGAUAUGGGUCUGGUUUCUGGUGCCGGGCCGUAGGGGAAGGUGGAUGGGGAAAAGGGGCCGCGCGGGCGAGAGUGGGAUGAUCCCAUUGCGCUGGUUGGUGCUUUUGAGAGUUCGGGUAGCGGUUGUAGGUUGGGAAAUCUCGGAGACGGACAGAGCGUGGUUGGAUGACUUGUGGUGCUAGUUCUUCUCUUGACGACGGCGAUUAUGAUCCAGUCACCAGUUCCGGUGUGUUGUAGUUGUAUUGUACUCUUCGAACGUAGACACCUGGGGGAAGGAAAUUCGUAAGGUUAUCCGUGUAGAAGUAAAAGAUUCGUUAUAGCGAAUGCGCGGCCCGCACGUCUUUGUUCUUCAGAAUGGGUUAUAUG